Messenger RNA from Betta splendens (Siamese fighting fish), 4663 nucleotides. Its product is annotated as ras-related and estrogen-regulated growth inhibitor-like protein. Lineage: Eukaryota; Metazoa; Chordata; Actinopteri; Anabantiformes; Osphronemidae. The transcript has 5 exons. Gene Ontology annotation, molecular function: GTPase activity; GTP binding. Bases 1451 to 2086 code for a protein of 211 amino acids. The record is from RefSeq and is a predicted model, not a curated record.
CCGACUUUCAUCACGUUUUAUGAUUAAAGUUGAUCUAUGAAAUGUCCACGUUGAGAUCAAAGAGGGGAAGAAAAGCUUCCACUGGGUCAAAGCAGAGGGAACGGUCCGAGGUCGUGUGUGAACGCGUGGGCAGUAAAAGAGUCGCGUCAACUCCAGUUUCCUGGAACCGAACCAAGUGAGACCCGAGUCCCAGCUCAGACCAGAGGACGUGUCUCCACCACAUUUUCCAAAUAACUCAGUGUUUUCAGAGUUUGGCCUCCAUGAAAUAAAGCCUCCAGAAAAAGAAGCUCUCGAUCUUUCAUCGUCGGCUGAAACAUCUUGAAUUCAUUAUUAUUAUCUUUUCCAAAUCAUAUCUUUUCAAAGUCAGGUCCAACUUUGGGCUCAGCUUUGACGUCCGUGUAACGUGUCUGGGCUCCUUCAGGACCGAUGAUGUGGUUCCGACCCGGUUCUGUUCACGUGACGCCGCCUCACGUGAAAGCUCUUUCCUGCUGCCGUUGACGGACGCCUCCUCCAGCGCGUGCUCACUCUUAAAGUUUGAUCCAGGACGAAUGUUCACUGACUCAGUGCAGCUGAUGAGCUCACGGAGCGUUCAGCCGAGCCCGAACUCGGCCCGCUUGGGUUUGGAUCAUGUGCUCCUGCCAAGCGUACGUCCAGUUUCCAGUCCAACCCACAUAAAGUUAUUGGAGACACAUUUAACACGACUGUGGAGGAAGACGGCUCCUCCUGCAGCCAAGAUCACAUUCAGACACAUGAACUCAGGAGAAGUCAACAAAGUCGCACACACACGCGCGUUCAGGACUCAGAGACAGUGAAGCAGCAGGAGGUCGACGCUGCAGAGAAAAGCAGCUCUGGAAGUGAAGCCUGACACGACUGAAGCGGAGGAAAGCUGGAGAAAACAGAGUCCGAGUCCGAGUCCGAGUCAGAGUCAGAGCUUCUUUAGUUUGGGUUCUGGUCGGCAGCAACGUUACACUGUGAGGAGAAGCAAACAGGUCCAUAGAUGGACCUGAGCUACACUUCAGCGCUGGCUUCAGUCAGUGGUGACCUCUGAGUGACCUCUCUAUGGGGGUGGAGAGAGAGAAGCUGUUUCCCUGUGCUGUAAAAAGUGAAGGGGAAGAGAAGAGGAGGGGGCGGCGCUGCUCCCAUUCAGCCCCGACUGUAAAGAUCAUUUAGUGUCGACCCAGAUACCAGACCCAACACAGAGCCAGAGAGCCCAGCAGAGGAGAGGAAGCGAGGAGCCGAGGAGCCGAGGAGCCGAGGAGCUGAGGAGCCGAGGAGCUGAGGAACAAAGGAGCCAAGGAGCCAAGGACCUUAGGAGCCGAGGACACGAGGAGCCAAGGAGCCAAGGAGCCAAGGACCUUAGGAGCCUAGGAGCCAAGGACCUUAGGAGCCUAGGAGCCGAGGACACGAGGAGCCUAGGAGCCGAGGACACGAGGAGCCAAGGAGCGCAGGCAUGAACGACAUCAAGCUGGCGCUGCUGGGGAGCGAGGGAGCGGGGAAGUCAGCUGUGCUGGUGCGGUUCCUGACCAGACGCUUCAUCGGUGAAUACGCCUCCAGCACCAAUUCCUUGUACCACAAACGCCUGUCCAUCGACGGCAGGCAGCUCAACCUGGAGGUGUUGGACCCCUGCUCGCAGGGCUCCCGGGCCGGGUCCAUCCUGGAGGAACCGGUGGACUGGGCCGACGGCUUCGUGGUGGUUUACAACAUCAGCGACCGCACGUCCUUCCUCAACGCCCAGAACAUCCUGCGUCAGAUCCGAGAGGCCCGCGUGGACGGCAAAGGCCCGGAGGCGGCGCCGCCGAGGGAGAUGCCGGUCCCCGUGUGUCUGCUGGGGAACAAGCAGGACCUGUGCCACGUGCGGGAGGUGUGUGAGGACGAGGGCCGCUGCCUGGCGCAGCAGAACCGCUGCCUCUUCCAGGAGGUGUCGGCCGCAGAGAGCUACCAGGACAUCUCCAACCUCUUCACGCAGCUCAUCCGGCAGGUGAUGGAGCAGCUGAAGCACCGGGCCGAGCGGCGCCGCUACAGCGGCUCCAAGUCCAUGGCUAAACUCAUCAACAACGUGUUUGGCAAGAGGAGGAAGUCGGUGUGAAGGUCCGGGCGGCCCACGGGCCUGGUGGAGCCCGCGGGUCUGCAGCUACACAGUGGGUCCAGUGGGUCCAGUGGGUCCAGUGGGUCCAGUGGGUCCAGUGGGUCCAGUGGGUCCCUCCCUCUGCGAUCUCCUCCACGGGGUUCAGGGAGGCGUCACUUUCUUCACAGAGGUCACAAACCCGAAAGGUUGUGACCCAACGGGCUAGGAUUAGAUCUGGACACUGGUGUCAGAACCUCUCUGGACUCUGGACCGCAGGGCUCCGCUUGUCUCGAUUGAGUUCAAUGAGCUGCUCAGUGAAGCGGCGUCUAAUAAUUAAUCAACCCAUUUAAUGACUGAAAGCAACUGGACUGAACCCAACAGUGAGUCUAAAUGUUCCCACUGAGCAGGCGCCGACCCGGACUGAAAGCUGUUCUGCUGUGACCGGAGGCUUCGUUGGGUCGUUUCCUCAUCAGAACUGGAACGAAACGAAACCACAACUCGGAGGAAUGAGAGCAAUUAGCUGUUGAUUAGAGGAAGGUCCGGUCCAAAAGCACAGAACCAUCCGAUAUGAAGCCCUGCUAGUUUCCUUUAACAGCCAUUUGUUAUGUUGAGAAAAAGAGUUAGUUUGCUGAUGGGAGGUUGUUGUAGGUUUUGUAUCAUUAGACAGAACAUUCUCUGUUUAUCUGUGGCUCAGUUUCCUUCCUGAUCUUUAACUGACACAUUAUAGUAAAUGUAAUAAUUCCUGCAUUUAUUCUGAAUUAAACGCAUUUUUGCAGAUGAGCCUUUUACUUUUAAAGGAAACGAGCUUCAAGGACACGCCGCUCUGCUUGAAUGCGGUUCUGUCACCGUGACGUGGAGCAGGAGGAAUGGGCCACCUGCUGUGAGGAGCAGCUUCCACAGGAAAUGAAACCAGCGGAACAAAACGUACGCGUGGGUUUCAUCACAUGAGGAGUUUUCUCUGUAGAGCUGCCAGAAACACCAGUUAGAAACGUGCGCUCCCCCGAGCGUCCACUAGGUGGCAGCAAAUGCCCCCAUGAACUCUGAAGCUGGAAGCUGCUUCCCCUUAAAAUAUGACAGCAGAGCUGAGUCCAGUUGAACGUCCGGACGGAGACGUUUCCUGCUCACUUAACGUCUCACUGAACCUUUUAGGCAAACGUUUCUGAAAGGAAUCCGACCUCCGUCACUUCUGCUCCUCAGACACGUUCAGUCCUUCAUCACCCACCAUUCAAACCUCACCCUGUUUGUCUGCAGCUCGCUCACAAUCACUCAGCUUCGUUUGUAGCACACUUAAAUGUGGAGAAUGGAGCUUGUGGAUGUCAGAGUGGUUCAGUGGCUCAGGGUUUCAUGCUGAAGCUGUUAGUGAGCACUGAAGAACUGGUAGAAGUAGAAAUGAUCAGUUAUUUCAGUGUGAAGGUGGAAAGACGCCUCCGAGAUAAGCUUCCGUCUGCCGACGGCUCGUUGGGGCCGGAGGAACGGAUGAACUGCUGCCGUUUGUCUCCUUCAGCCCGGUUUCACCCAUGUGCAGCGCCUCUGCUGGUCCACAUUCAGCUGCUCGACUUGGAACCGUGCAGCGGGGCCUCGGCCUCGCGGCUCCGCGUCCGACCGGCCUGAAUCUGUUGUGGCCUUUUCACGCGGGGCCAAACGGCCUCCUGCUCGUUAGAGCUCACACUGCCGUUAGCGGCACCAGCCUAACGGGUCGGUCUGUGCGCGGUGCUGAUGGGUGUGGGAGGAUAACGCGGGGCAGCUCCAUCCAUCACAGCGCUGGGUGGAGGACACGGCUGCAGCGGGAUCAUCCAGAGAAAUGAUUUAAUUGGAUGCAUUAAUAAUUGAACUAAUUAGCUCCCAUGUGUCGCCCAAAUGAAGAGGGAACGCGAGCUUCACUUGCACCUCAUCAGCUGAUUAAUUAGUCUGUUGAUCGUUAGCUGUCUUAACGGCCUAUGUGCCUCAGAUGAGAGGGUGAAUAAUGAGGGAAGAGUCAGUCGAUGGUGCUGGUUAAUUAGUGUGACCUGAUCCAGGGGCCAUGUUGGAACAGUUGUUUAUGCCGCGGCGUCUAAUGAGCAGGAUUUAGGGCUGGAUGAUGUGUUUGGGAGCUGCAGCGUUGUUUAUGGAGCUGAGUCCAGAAAUCUGUGUCUGCUCCCACUGAAUCCUCAUGACUGUUCAAUUUGCUACAUGAGCUGCAAGGAUAUUUAGAUUCUAUGUGGUGUUGGUGAAAGGCGUCGCAGUCGGAACCAUCUCCAUGUGGUGCCACAGAGUUCAGAGCCAUGAAACAGCAGCAUUUGUUCACCAACAAACUACUAACUAACAACCACAACCAACAACUGACCAACAACCAACUACUAACUAACAACCACAACCAACAACUGACCAACAACCAACUACUAACUAACAACCAACAGACAACUAACCGAGUUUGUGUAUAUUCGAUUGAUCUAUAGUUAUUUAUACAUUUAUAAUUGUUUAUACCUUUAUUUUUAGGAUGUUUGUUUUGUGUUUUAAUUAACUUUGCUGUUGAGAAGUGCUGCACAAACAAACCACCACCACCACGUGUUCUAAUGUUUCUCACCCUGUUUUUAUUGAUGCAGGCCAAUAAUUAAAUAU